This is a messenger RNA of Bacillus rossius redtenbacheri, 5756 nucleotides long. Its product is annotated as polyadenylate-binding protein 1-like. NCBI's taxonomy places the organism in Eukaryota, Metazoa, Arthropoda, Insecta, Phasmatodea, Bacillidae. The record is from RefSeq and is a predicted model, not a curated record. The coding region runs from base 286 to 2172 and encodes 628 amino acids. The transcript is spliced from 10 exons. Gene Ontology annotation, cellular component: cytosol; ribonucleoprotein complex; nucleus. Gene Ontology annotation, molecular function: mRNA 3'-UTR binding; poly(A) binding; poly(U) RNA binding.
UUUCCACUUGCCUCUUCCGCAGUCAAUAUUUGGUAUCGGUGCAGUGUGGUUGUGUCUCCUACAUUAUAGGUUACACAACCCACCUUGUGUUAGUGAAAUAAUUAUAUAAAAACAAAAAAAAAUCAUAAAAUCAUUAAAAAUAACAAAAAAAUAGAAAAAUAUUUUAAAAAUUGAGUGUCGAACAAGCGUAAAAGUCGUGUCUUCCAAGUGUCUGCUAAAGCGUGGUGAUUUGAUUUUAACAUUAUUUUCGAGUUUUAACGAUUUUCGGCAAAAGCAGUGUUAAAAAUGAAUCCUGGAGGGCCAAAUUAUCCUAUGGCAUCAUUGUAUGUUGGUGAUCUUCAUCAUGAUGUUACUGAAGCAAUGUUGUUCGAGAAAUUUUCUACAGCAGGUCCUGUUCUUUCGAUACGAGUGUGUAGGGAUAUGAUAACCAGGAGAUCUCUUGGAUAUGCCUACGUCAAUUUUCAGCAACCUGCAGAUGCGGAAAGAGCGUUGGACACCAUGAAUUUUGACAUGAUAAAAGGCCGACCCAUUCGCAUCAUGUGGUCCCAGAGAGAUCCUUCUCUGCGCAAGUCUGGGGUUGGCAAUGUGUUCAUUAAGAAUUUGGACAAAAGCAUUGACAACAAGGCCAUGUACGACACAUUUUCUGCCUUUGGUAACAUCCUCAGCUGCAAGGUUGCUCAAGAUGAAAACGGCCAGUCUAAAGGUUAUGGUUUUGUUCAUUUUGAAACUGAAGAAGCUGCCACAAAAUCUAUUGAAAAAGUGAAUGGCAUGUUGUUGAAUGGCAAGAAGGUUUUCGUAGGAAAGUUUGUGCCUCGUAAGGAACGUGAGAAGGAGCUGGGAGAAAAAGCAAAACUCUUCACAAAUGUUUAUGUAAAGAAUUUCGGAGAAGAUUUUAACGAUGAACUGCUGAAAGAAAUGUUUGAAAAGUAUGGCAGGAUUACUAGUCACAAGGUAAUGAGCAAAGACGAUGGCAAGUCUCGUGGCUUUGGUUUUGUUGCGUUUGAAGAACCCGAGGAUGCUGAGCGGGCUGUAGAUGAUUUGAAUGGAAAAGAAAUAAUAGAAGGAAAGCCGUUAUAUGUUGGCAGAGCUCAGAAGAAAGCAGAGCGUCAGCAAGAACUGAAAAGGAAGUUCGAACAAUUAAAAAUAGAAAGAUUAAACAGGUAUCAAGGUGUGAAUCUGUACGUGAAAAACCUUGAUGAUACCAUAGAUGAUGAACGGCUUCGCAAAGAAUUUGCUCCAUUUGGAACCAUCACAAGUGCCAAGGUUAUGCUGGAGGAAGGUCGCAGCAAAGGCUUUGGAUUUGUGUGCUUCUCAUCACCAGAGGAGGCAACGAAGGCUGUGACAGAGAUGAAUGGUCGUAUCGUGGGCACUAAGCCGUUGUACGUGGCGUUGGCUCAGCGCAAAGAAGAUCGCAAAGCCCACCUGGCUUCUCAGUACAUGCAGCGAGUGGCCAACAUGCGCAUGCAGCAGAUGGGCCAGCAAAUAUUCCAGCCGGGCGGCGCGGGCUACUUCAUGCCCACCAUACCACAGCCGCAGCGGUUCUACAACCCGGCCCAGAUGGCUCAGAUGCGCGCCACCCCGCGGUGGACGGCACAGCCGCAAGUUCGCCCCAGCGCCCAGGGCGGGGCGUCAGCUUUCCCCACCAUCCAGGCCCCGUUCCGCACUGCCCCGCGGGCCCCGGGCUCCCAGCCGGGCAGCAUGCGCAACGUGUCUGCUCGUCCAAUCACAGGUCAACAAACAGUUGCAUCAAACAUGCAGAAUCGUCCUAUGGGUCCUCCAGUGUCUGUUUCGGCUCAAGGAAGGCCGGCUAAUUACAAGUAUACGCCUAAUAUGCGUAAUCCGCCUCAGCAGACUAUUCCAGUGGCUCAGCAGCCACCGGUGCAACAGGCGGUUGUAAUUCAAGGCCAGGAGCCGUUGACGGCAUCCAUGCUGGCAGCUGCACCUCCCCAGGAACAGAAGCAAAUGCUUGGCGAGCGGUUGUUCCCGCUCAUUCAGCACAUGUAUCCUGAAUUGGCUGGCAAGAUUACAGGCAUGCUUCUGGAGAUUGACAACUCCGAGCUGCUCCACAUGUUGGAACACCACGAGUCACUGAAGGCCAAGGUUGAAGAAGCCGUUGCUGUUCUACAAGCUCAUCAGGCCAAGCAAGCAGCAUCUCAAGUGAAGAAAGACUAAAUUACGGCGUGCUUUACAGUCUCUAUAAUCUUCAGCAGUGUGACAGUGCUGUUGAGGUUAUCAGUAGCUGUAGGAAAUCAUUUCACCUUGAAACCCACCAGAUUACCACAAAUUUCAAGGUCAAAUAUUUUCAUUCAAAAUUCAUUGCGGCUUGGACAUUGUUUCGACACUUACUUUGAUAAAGCUGUUGUUGCAUUUUGCCAUCUUGCCAUCUUGCUAUUCUAAUCAAACUGUUAGAAAAGAUGCCAGUAUAAAUAUGGCUAACAAAAGAUAAUGGACAUUCUCUUCUGGGUUACCUACAAACAGCUUUAAUAAUCUAGUUGGUAAUAGUAAAACCACAGUAUGUCAUUAAGAAUUCAGAACAGGGAAAUUGAGGAAUAAACUUAAGAAGUAUGUUCAUUUUAAAGAAACCCUACAGAUCACAAGAAUGUGCAUAAAUAAUAUAGUAUAAAAUAUAUUAUUAACAAUAUUAUGCCAACAUAAAGGAAGUUGCAUUCAUAUGGUACACUAACUUUCGGGUAACAAGUUAUUUUAUACUUGGCCAGAAUAAGAGGACUACCAGUGAGAUUACAUGUGGUUUUAUUGUUUAGAUACCAAUUAUUUUUAGAAAAUUGCUUCCUCUCUCUAAAAUUUACAUUUAGAGCACAGACAAACAUUUAUAUCUUUAAACUAAUUAAAACAAGUAGUUAAAGAUAAUGAAUUACUUUAUUGGGAGAACAAACUAUUUUAAAAUGUACUCAUAAAACUGCCUGUUUGUCUACAGGGUUUUGUUUGCAGUAUGUCUAGGAUGUAUUUGAAUGAUGAACAUGUAUGAUUUGAUUACUUGUGGUGGUCAAGUUUUAAAGGUCAAGUAAUGUGAGAAAUUAAAAAGAAUAUAGUAGAUAGUGUGCCUUGAGAAAAUUACUUGCUGUGAAUGCACUUAAAAUUUUCUGGGCUAACUCUGACAUGUUAUUCACAGGCUGGGAGAGGAAGUAUUUUCCUUUGUGGUAUUAAGGCACUUACCAGAUAUUUUAAAAUGUUAAAUCAUUAUUUAUUAUAGUAUCCAAAUUUCAAAUGAGAUAUUUUUGCAAAGCAAAGUUUACCAAGCUACAUCUUGUCAUCUUUCUUUACAGAACACCACCAACAGCAGGAUGUUGGCCUUUAUUAGUUACCCUCUGUACCUUAAAUACCUGAAAAAUUUCCUUUAACCUGACUUUGCAUAGCGGAAUAUUUUCUGUACAAAUUUCUUGUGCAGUUUAAGUGGCCUUGAAGUUAGUGGAAUUCUGUAGGGUACAGAGAAUUCUAGUUCAAAUAGGAAGGUUGAAAAAAAAAAGUUAACUAUCAAAAAACCAUUUAAAUAAAAAAAACAGCAAAAUAUAAUAUUUAAAGGCCAUGUCACACUUAAUCUCUCUCUCAUUUGUGUAGUAAGAUUUUGUUGCAGCAAAAAUUAUUUUCCUGGGUGUUAGCAUUCUUAAAAUACUCAAUUCUCUGCCAAGUGUGUUUAUGCAUGGGAAAUAAACUAAGUACAGUGUUACCAGUUUACUUGGAAAUUGUUACACACCAACUUUUCUGUGGUUAAUAUUUUUUAAAAUUGUGUUUGUCUAAGGACUGGUCAAUUGGUAUGGAGGGGCUUCGGAGGUUUACUUCAGUUUUAGUGAUUUAAAAAAGAUUUUUUUAAAGUGUUAAAAAAAAUAGGUACCAGAAUUAUUAGAUGCCUUCAUUUUUACUGCAUAUAUAUUUGAAAUCAUUUUCAACAUCUAUGCUUAUGGUGGAUUUUUCAGAUUUGCAUAUUUUAUGUGUAUGUUUUACAGAGAUGAACCUAAAAUAUUUUUGUGGUUAUUAAUAUCUUUACUGUUAUAGUUGCAAUGAUUCAAACUCUAAAGUGGCAACAGAUCUGUCCAGACUGGAAAAAAAAAGAUAUCUUACAGUUUUGACAUGUGAAUGGAUUUCUCGUAUAGCACUUGCAGGAAACACAUCCAGUGUGCUGGUCUUGUGCAAAUGAUGAUGGACAAUCAAUAUUUUUAUACAUUUUGUAAUUUUGACUAGUAGUCAAAUGAUCGCAUCAUUGUAAAUAAAAAUGUUUAAAUGUUACUACAAAAACCACCACCAUGGGAACAAUAAUUUAUUUUUUGAAUAAAGGUACAUUAUCUCCAUAAUUUAAAAUGGAGUUUAUAAAUAACAAUAGAUAUAAUUUUCAUGUGGUGCAGCAUUGCAAAUGAGCUAAACGCUGUAAGAUAAAACUUAGUGUAAUUUAGAAUGAAAUAAGCAGUUUUUAAAUAAGAAGCUACUGGUUAAUAAGUCAUUUAAGGUAACAUUUGUGGCUUAUCCUGCAUGAAGGUAAUUACUCGUUUGUACAUAAAGCCGUGAUGGGUUUUUAUGAACUUUUUCUUAUGAGUGUAUAUUAUAAGUUAGUCUGUAUUUUUUUUUUGUUUCAUUUUAAAACAUACAAUAACUUGUAUCGAAAUGUUUUAAGAUGACCAAUUAUCGUUGAAACAAUACUUUUUUCUUUAUAAUAGAAAUCAGUGGUUAAUGUUUUUAGUCUUAGUAUUUACAGCGGGAAGUGGUUGUUAUAGCAGAACGUUUUUGAUGGAAAAAAAUGUAUUAAAAAUAAUUAUAUCAGGAUUUUAUUUAUAGGAAUGAAAUGCAUUAGAAAUAAUAAUAUAACCUUUAUAUGAAUAUGGUUAGCAAUUUUUUUUAAAAAUUUGUGUUGUACAGAACAGCUGAGGGAUUAUUACUGUGUGAGCUUGUCAAUUUAUAUCAGAUUAACUAAACAUGUUAUUACAUAGUUAAUAACUUAGUGCCCAAAAAAAUCGAAUGUUUUUUAGGUUGCCUUCACUUCCUUCUUCCAGUCGCAAUUAUUGGUCAUUAAAAGUUGUCUAGCUGUGUUUUGGAAGAAGUUAAAGUUUUGGCAGGUUCUGUGGCCACUCUAGAGAUCACUACUUUACUCAGGCAUGUACAAGUUUAUAAGUAAACUGUUAGUAAACUAUACAUAUACAGUUAAAAAAAAAAUGGUAAAAUAAUAUAAAUACAUAAAUAAUUUUUUACAUACAUUGGGAUGGGCUUAAUUUAAGUAAUGGGUUAUUGUAAAAUAAAAUUAUGUUAAUAUAACUAUUUGAAUUACUGUUGGAAAUAAUGAAAUACGAAAAUCACAGUGAGUAAAAAAUAUUUCAAUACUUUAAAUUUUUGAAGAUCGUUUAUAUCAAGCUCAGAACUUGUAGGUUGCUUCAGUGUAACUUCUGCGGGUGAUCUGUCAUUAAGUGUAAUGUUAUAAUUUGGUGAAGGUAAUUCACGUUAAAUAUUUUAAAUAUUUUUGGUAUGUAAUGACAUGAUUAUUUUAUUCAUUUCAUUAAACAUGAAUUGUAUUAUAGUUGUAUCAUUUGAGAAAAAAAUGAAUUGAAAAAAAAAAUGUGUUUUUUUUAUGGGUUUUUGUAUAUUUUGUUAACUAAAUUCAGGUGUUAAUUUUGGAAUUCUUAGUUCAGUGUCUGUGAUAGCUUUUAUCCAUAUGUAUUUUUUCAAUUUUAAAUUUAAAUAUAAUGUCUGCAUGAUUGAAUCAAGGGUGUUGAUGUAUGUUUGAGAACACAAUUACAUGCAACUUACAAAACAAA